UCAGAUACUAAGAGCGCGUGUGUGAUCUUUUCCCAGCUCACUCUCUCUCCCACACUCACUUAGGGCUGGAGCUCUGACCACGCUGCUGCCCGUGAGGUUCUCUCGGACUCUGCCUCUCCUCUGCUACUUUCUGCCUGCCUGCUCUACCCCGGCUGAACCCGCUUCUCCAGCUCAGGAACCAGUUUCUGCAGCUGACCAGUGCUGUAUCUCUGGCUGUGCUGUGAACCGUGCUGCCUUUUUCGUCUCCGCUGUAGCUCCAGCCUGUGGUUUCCUCAGGGCUGUACCCUCACCUACCAUGUGGUUUCGUCCAGCACUCGUACUCCUGCCCCUGCUCUGCCUCUCCCUGAGGCUGUCGGGUGCCCAGGAGGCAGAGACGGGCCCCCCUGCACCCGGCCAGGUGCCCAACGCCACCCAAACGGAGGACGAAUCAUCCGACUGGGGUCUUGACACCAUCCGGGACAGCUUCCAGGCUGUCAAUGGCUACUUUGACUCUAUGCUGGAGCUGCUGGGGGGACGCAACGGAGUCUGCCAGUACCGCUGCCGAUUCGGAAAGGCUCCUCUUCCUCGGCCUGACUACAAGACUCCUGAGCCCAAUGGCUGUAGCUCGUACUUCUUGGGCCUGCAGGUACCAGAAAGUCUGGACAUGGGAAUCCCUGCAAUGACAAAGUGCUGUAACCAGCUGGACCUUUGCUACGACACCUGCGGCUCCAACAAGUACCGCUGCGACUCGAAGUUCCGCUGGUGUCUGCACAGCAUCUGCUCCGACCUCAAGAAGAGCCUGGGGUUCGUGUCAAAGGUUGAAGCUUGUGAGACUGUAGCAGACACCCUUUUCAACACUGUGUGGACUCUGGGCUGCAAGCCCUUUAUGAACAGUCAGAGGGCAGCCUGCAUCUGCAACGAGGAGGAGAAGGAUGAACUGUAGGACAGCACCAGCGACAAAACAACACAGCAGACCACCGUACACUGCAAGACAACACAACACAAUCCAAUACAGCAUAGUGCAGAAGAACAUAUACCCACAUUAUAUAAUAAGGAGAACUAAAAUCUAACAAAAUAAUCAAAUAUGACACACUGCAGUCUGUCACAAUUCUAUACUGCACACACCAGCACAAAAUGACCCCACCACAUGUACAUUUAAGACAAGACAGGCCCACUGCACAUUUCAACACUACACAGGCCAGUCAAGUGCCAAGCAGGGCAGCACAAUGACAGGAGCAACAGGAGUUAACCAGAGCUGGCUGGGCUCAGUGGCCAUUCUUCCCUCAUGCUCUCACGGUGCAGUGAAACCCAGCAGAUCAGCAGGGCGCUGCCUGCAGCGGCUUACAUACAGAAUAAAAUAAGAAAAAGGACCAGAGCACAGCAAUUCAAUAAUCAAUCGGCAAGUCUGUUCAUAAGAGAGCAAUAAAGGGCCAUCUGGGACUGGAAUGAAGGUUGGAGCUCCGACUGCAUGAGUCUGCUGCCAGUUUACCUCAUUCUCUCCCCUUCCCCCAGAUGGGCACAUGGCCCAGUGGCUCAGGCACCGCUGCCACGGCUCAGACCAGCACACAGAACAAGUGCCUGGGUAUAGUAUUGUUAUUCGUAUUGCUAUUUGUGAUCCAGUGUGGUAGGUUGUAUUUAAGUUAUUAAAGGGUUGUUGUUUUUUUUCUUA
Lepisosteus oculatus (spotted gar) is the source of this 1648-nucleotide messenger RNA. RefSeq names its product phospholipase A2, group XIIB (gene pla2g12b). The record is from RefSeq and is a predicted model, not a curated record. NCBI's taxonomy places the organism in Eukaryota, Metazoa, Chordata, Actinopteri, Semionotiformes, Lepisosteidae. Gene Ontology annotation, biological process: arachidonate secretion; cholesterol homeostasis; phospholipid metabolic process. Gene Ontology annotation, molecular function: A2-type glycerophospholipase activity; calcium ion binding. Gene Ontology annotation, cellular component: extracellular region.